AUGCAACCCCUGAAUUCCUGUACAACUUGUCUUUCCGAAAACGCAGUUCAUCUAUGGAGUACCACCAAAGAGCUGAUCCAUAACGCCUUGCUUAUAACCACCAGACUGAUGAAAGAUGUUGCUGUUGCUGUUAGGCCGUAUUGCCUGGCUUACGCUGAUGUAAUCCGGACCAUGAUACUGUCCAGAUUUGGCACUCAUCAACUGGAGAACUCAGAGUUCAGCGAUGACGACUUUGAAAUUAUAUGCUUAGGGUCGAUACCGAAAAUGUAGACGUAUGGUAGUGAGAUCGCCAGAUGUGAAGUAGCAAUGACGAUUUCAUCUUGAAGGGGAUAAGCAGUAAGAGUGUGAAUCAUUUGUCCCACUGCAAUACAUUAUAUGA
Messenger RNA from Acanthoscelides obtectus, 379 nucleotides. The record is from the annotation of a GenBank genome assembly. NCBI's taxonomy places the organism in Eukaryota, Metazoa, Arthropoda, Insecta, Coleoptera, Chrysomelidae.